Spea bombifrons (plains spadefoot toad) is the source of this 2106-nucleotide messenger RNA. RefSeq names its product abhydrolase domain containing 3, phospholipase (gene ABHD3). The transcript is spliced from 9 exons. Gene Ontology annotation, biological process: phosphatidylcholine metabolic process; medium-chain fatty acid catabolic process; medium-chain fatty acid biosynthetic process. The coding region runs from base 93 to 1328 and encodes 411 amino acids. The record is from RefSeq and is a predicted model, not a curated record. Gene Ontology annotation, molecular function: acetylesterase activity; monoacylglycerol lipase activity; A2-type glycerophospholipase activity. Lineage: Eukaryota; Metazoa; Chordata; Amphibia; Anura; Pelobatidae.
UCCUGUGCCGAUUGCCUACCCGCUGCUUUCGGAUCGCGGUACCCUGUAGCGGCGGCUGCAGCAGACCCCCCGGGCUGACACUCGGUGCUAUAAUGCUGGGCAUGAUUAACCUUCAAGGGCUAACCAGGGAGCUGUCCCUGUACCUAGAGAGUCAAGUGCGAGUGGGGCUUUUCGGCUCCGGGGUGGGCUUGUCCUUGGUGCUGGGCUUCGGGGCAGCCUAUGCAUGUUACUACCUGACUGUCAUCGCGAAGAAGCCUCAGCUGGUGGUCGGGGGGGAAGCUUUCAGCCGUUUCCUGAAGCAGCGCUGCCCGGCCGUGGCGGAAACCUACUACCCCACGAUGUGGUGCUGGGAAGGCAGAGCCCAGACGCUGCUGAGACCGUUCAUCACUGUCAAGCCACCAGUGCAUUACAACAACGAGCUUAUUAAAACAGCAGAUGGAGGACAGAUUUCACUGGACUGGUUUAAUAAUGAUGAUGAUAAUACACUUUACCCCGACGCCAGCACAAGACCCACAAUCCUUCUACUGCCUGGUCUUACAGGAACAAGUCGGGAGUCCUAUAUCCUUCACAUGAUUAAACACAGCGAAGGACUAGGAUACAGGUGUGUUGUGUUCAACAAUCGAGGGGUUGCUGGUGAGGAACUCUUGACGCCGAGGACUUACUGUGCUUCAAACACAGAGGAUUUGGAGAGAGUCAUUCAUCAUGUGCACAGUCUGUACCCAGGAGCUCCACUUGUGGCUGCAGGAGUUUCAAUGGGAGGAAUGCUGCUGCUAAAUUACCUGGGUAAAAGUGGCCGCCAGACUCCCCUGCUGGGGGCCGCUGUGUUCUCGGCUGGCUGGGAGGUUUUUGAGUCGGCUACAACCCUCGAGAAACCCGUCAACUGGAUACUUUUCAAUUACUAUUUAACAACCUGUCUGCAGGCUUCAAUUAUCAGACACCGGGCUGUUUUGGAGAAGCAAUUUGAUAUUAAUUACAUCCUGAAGGCAAGAUCCAUUCGGGAGUUUGAUACAAGGUUUACGUCGGUGAUGUUUGGAUAUCCAACAAACAAUCACUACUAUAAAGAUGCAAGCCCAUGCCACAGGUUAAAAUCAAUCGAGAUACCGGUGCUCUGCCUUAAUGCUAUGGAUGAUGUUUUUUCACCAGGACAUGCAAUUCCUGUGGAAAGUGCCAAACAGAACCCAAAUAUAGCUCUGGUGCUCACAGCGUACGGAGGCCAUAUUGGUUUUCUUGAAGGAAUUUGGCCAAGACAGCAAACUUACAUGGAUAGGGUUUUUAAGCAGUUCGUGCAGGCUAUUUUCGAGAAUGGAAAUGAAAUCCACAAUAUGUAACGCUACCUAACACUGAUUGAUUUUUUUUACAUAUCUUAAAACUCCUUAAUGUACAGUGGCAGGUAUGGAAAUAGCUAAUCCAAUUUAUGCAACUUAUACGUUAACCCACGAGUUGCUGAUGAAGCCUGAAAUUAACUAUUUGAGUCAGAAUAAAUUGGUACUCAAAAGACUAUGCCUCUACAGAAGGAAGCACAUGGGGUUAACAACAGCACUUGCAAAUGCAUAUACAUAUGUAUUUUUUAUUUAAACAAGAACAUACAGGAAUGUUAGCAUUUUCUAUUUUUUUAUGUUACCACUAAUGACCUUAAUGAAAAUAAACUUUGCAUACAUUGAGCUGCACUCCACCAAAAUCAUAAUGUACAGAGAGAAACAUUCCUCAGGGUUUUCGUAUAGGCAUUAUUUUUUUUGCCUAGAACGGCAAGCAUUGCCAAAUUACAAAUGUGAAGGAUGCUCAGAUCCUGAUUUGUUAUAACGUAAUGCAUGCUUAUGGGGCCAUUGUAACAAUAUAUAUAUAUAAAUAAUAUAUGAAAUAUAAAAAGGAAUGAAGAACGUAUGAUUGCACAAUGUAUUGAUCAAAUCUAGCAAAUGUGUAUUGUAACAAUAUUCAUUAGAUUGCUACUUAAUUUAUUGUGUGUACCUUACAUGGCUUUCAACAGAUAGCCGGUUCUUGUAAUAUUAAACGGUGUCCUUUUUACUUAUUUAUUUCGAAACCAGCUAAUUUUGAAUUUCUUUUAAUAUAUUUUUGUUCAUUGUUAAAAUAAACAAUUUUAUUUUAACC